AUGCGCAUGACGGCUCUGCGACAGAGCUCCGUGAAGGUCGGCCACUUCCCGCUGAAGGCAGCCGCCGCACUGCUGGUCAGGCGCAGCGCGCAAACAGCGACAGUCCUUCUAUUGGGUGAUUUCUCCUCGUUACCCGCUCCAGUCCUCGUCGCCGCCUUCACCGCGCGUCUGCACAACAUCAUUGAGACACAUCAGCGAAUCGAGCUGUUGAUGCGGAAGCAGCAGAACGAUGAGGAAGAAGUGAUUCACGCGAUUGCAAAUCGUAACGAGCAGUCGCUCACACUCGCGGCAGUUACCGCACCCCGGCACCACUUUCCCCAACUCGAUUCUCUCACCUUGGCAGCUUCAAGAGAAGGACGCGGGGGAUCGUCCGUUGUAUUAGCAAAUCCUCAUCGAGCGCGCCGCAACCUUUGCCGCACUGAGACGGUUUAAAGAGAAAGGCAGCAUCGUUGUUCACGCGCUCUGCGCUGUAAAGACCCGUUAGGUGCAAACGCUGGAGCCCGUCGCCACCGUGGAGGCCUCGAAGAAGGCGAACAAAAGUAACUCAAGGGCAUGCCUUGGCUACGGGAGUGGUCCCGCUGGUGGUGGCCUUGGCAGUGGCACAGGUGCAACAGUGACGGACGGGAGCGCCACACACGCGCCAGACACCAUCGCUGAACUGCAAGAGGAGGUCAUCACGCAGCGGCAUGUCAUUGAGCAGAAGGACCAACGCAUGCGAAACACGAGCCACAUGCUCUUGGCGGUACGCCGGCAGCCUCCACCGCUUCCUUCACUCUCCUCACUCUCCCCCCCCCCCCCCCAGCGGCGCGGCGUCCACAACCAGCAGCCCUCGCCAAGCAACAGCUGAGGGAGACGGCGCUUCUAUGGUCGCCGCCCAAGAUGCCGUGACGACGACUGAGCGACUAACGGUGCGCUACGCAAGCAACGGCGAUGUCGCCACCGUCUCGGUGCAGUGCCUCCAUCUGGAGGAGGUCCACGGCGACACCUCUUGAGGAGACGGCACGCAAAUGUAGCACUGCUGGAAGAGAGCGUCUGCAGCAAGUGCCGAAAACGCGGGGAGUGAUGUACAACAGAGACCAGCAACCGCAGCGUCACGAGCGCCUCAGCCUUUGAAAUGGAAUUGCAUACGUUGCUGGAGGAGGGCGGGAAUGGCGGUGGUGUCGCGGUGGCUGAAGGCGAUCCAUUACGGGGAAGAAGGAUCAGCAUACCAAGUUGCCGACCUCGUCACGCUCGUCCUUGUCGAUUGUCGCUCGCACGCUUUUCACAUUUGUGAGCGUCGGAGAUGCAGCCACCUCAGGCCGUCAUCGCCGCCGCCGCCUCGAGCGCAGCAGAGGAUAGAAAAGAGAGGGAGGAAGGUGCGAAGAAGGGCGGCAGCAGAACCGAGCCAACAGCGCCGAAGGGCAUGGCGGUGGCCGCCAAUGACAAGUCGAAGAAAGUGUCAGGUGGGUCAACGCCACAACUGUCCAGCGAGCCGACCGCAACGGCAGAUGUACAGGAAUGGUUUCUCGGUAUUCCAGCUGCGGACGCCUCCAGCGUUGGUGCCUCGACGCGCCGCUCGUUCAAUUCCCGCUCGUCCAGCGCGAGUCGGCGUCUUGUAUGCCUUCGACCUGCAAAAGUUAUGGAUGUCACGAUUCGCAGCCUGGACAGUCCCAGCAAUAAUGCGGAUGACGACAGCGAGGACGAGGGGCAUAUCACAGUGGGGAGGAGCACCUCAAACGUGCGGGGUCGUAUGGCUGUCAUCACGACUGAGACCCCAGCGGCGAUUUUCCCGUCCCCCUCACUGUUGUCAGACACUACCACCUCAGCAGGGCGUUCAGACGUACAGUAGCAGUGCUUCACCCAGCAUCUGAAGGAGCUGGACAAAAUCGAGGCAGAGAUGUUGGUACCGUAGUGGUAUUCCAUUUUUGAAAGGAACGAAAUGCAGUCAACUGUACUCACGCAUGCACACUAACAAAGCCUCUCCCCCUCUUUCCAGCUCGAAU
This is a messenger RNA of Leishmania braziliensis MHOM/BR/75/M2904, 1982 nucleotides long. Lineage: Eukaryota; Euglenozoa; Kinetoplastea; Trypanosomatida; Trypanosomatidae. The record is from the annotation of a RefSeq genome assembly.